AACAAGAGGCAAAAAAAGUACUCAAGAAAUAUCAGAGAGCCAGAGGCCCAGAGCUAGAGCAUCAGAGAGAAGGGAGGACCAGCUCCCAAGAAACUCUCACAAUCUCCAUGCUUCUUGCAGAGAUGAUGAGCAGCUCAGUGCUGUUCUUGCCAAGCUCCUCUCUGUUCCUCACAAAGCAGGUGACCACAAGCAAGGGCAGGGCGGCAGCAGCAGUAGCAGCUGUUAGGUGCAGCAGUAGGCCCAAUCUGUCAGAAGCACAUGAGGAGGAGGAGGAGGAUGGAGUAGCCUUGAUGGGGAGGAGGCAUGCAAUGGCUUCUGCUGCUGCUGCUGCCUGUGGAGUUUCAGUGUUUAGUUUUGCAGGUGAGAGCAUGGCAGUGAAGCAGGGCCUGCUGGCUGGGAGGAUCCCUGGUCUGUCUGACCCUGAUGAACAAGGUUGGAGAACAUACCGCAGGCCAGAUGACAAGUCUGGUGGACAUGGAGUUGGCUGGAGCCCAAUCAUUCCCUACGCCUUCAAAGUUCCUGAUGGCUGGGAAGAGGUCCCAGUGUCGAUUGCUGAUCUUGGUGGAACUGAGAUAGACCUGCGGUUUGCGAAUUCCAAGCAGGGAAGAUUGUUCGUCGUCGUUGCACCAGUUCGAAGAUUUGCAGAUCUCGAUGAUGCGACAAUCGAGAAGAUUGGUCCACCGGAGAAGGUGAUCGACGCUUUUGGGCCGGAGGUGAUCGGUGAAAAUGUGGAAGGGAAGGUUUUGUCCAUGGCAACUGCAGAGUAUUCAGGAAGAACUUACUACCAGUUUGAGCUGGAACCACCUCACAUCUUCAUCACUGCAACUGCUGCUGGAAACAGGCUCUACCUGUUCAAUGUAACUGCCAAUGGGCUGCAAUGGAAGAGGAACUACAAGGACCUGAAGCAAAUAGCUGAAUCAUUCCGCGUUGUGUAGAGUUUAAUUACAUUUGCUCACAGUAUCUGUGUGUGCAUACCAUAGAGUAAAUGAGAGAUGCUAUUGUUCAUAAUGCAGAGGGGUCAUAAGAAACAUCCCUUUCGAUUAUGAGUUGCAUAGCUGAAGC
Molecule: messenger RNA, 1062 nt
Organism: Oryza brachyantha (malo sina)
Lineage: Eukaryota; Viridiplantae; Streptophyta; Magnoliopsida; Poales; Poaceae
Product: psbP domain-containing protein 4, chloroplastic
Exons: 5
Coding region: 108-935 (275 amino acids)
Biological process (GO): photosynthesis
Cellular component (GO): extrinsic component of membrane; photosystem II oxygen evolving complex; photosystem II
Molecular function (GO): calcium ion binding
Source: RefSeq, a predicted model, not a curated record